AUGGACGGACAGUCCGACGGCCCGUCUUUCGGCGACACGAAGUCGCGAGGCGGUAUCGCGACGGCGGACGGCGAGUCGCCGACGGACGCUGCAUCCGGGUCGCGGCCGGGACCGGACUGGCCGUCCUGCGGCGAUUUCGACAUGAAGAUCGCCCGCGACGGAACCUGGAGCUACCGGGGCAGCCCGAUCGGCCGGAAGCGGCUGGCCGACGCCGCCCAUCCGCUGCGGGUCCUUCACGACGCUGAAAGCGGUGAGCCGGCUCCCUAUAUCCUGGUGCGGGACGGUCUGGAGGCGCGGCUGGCACGCGCCGUCUUCUACCAUCUGGUGGAGCUGGCGGCGGUGGAGCGUCGGCUGCGCGCCGCCGCGCCCGGACGCCGCUCCGCGCUGACGCUGCAGCCCGAGGGCACGCGCGGCGACCACGAGCUGAACCCCGACCUCUACGAUCCGGAGCGGCCGAUGAAGGCCGCCGCCGUUCUCGUGCCGCUGGUCGAGCGCGCGGCCGGCCUCAACGUGCUGCUGACCCGGCGUACCGCGCAUCUGCGCGACCAUGCCGGUCAGAUCGCCUUUCCCGGCGGCCGCCUGGAGCCGCAAGACGCCGACGCGCUGGCCUGUGCGCUGCGCGAAAGCGAGGAGGAGGUCGGCCUGCAGCGCGACCUCGUGACGCCGAUCGGGCAGCUCGACGUCUACGUCACCCGCACCGGCUUCGAGGUCACGCCCGUCGUUGGGCGGAUCGCCGCGCCGCUGGAGCUGACGCCCGAUCCCUUCGAGGUGGCCGAAGCCUUCGAGGUGCCGCUGGCCUUCUUCCUGGACCCGGCGAACCGCGAGGUCCAGAGCCGCGUUUACCAGGGCAAGACCCGGCACUUCUACGUCUAUCCCUACCGCGACUACUACAUCUGGGGCGCGACGGCCGGCAUGCUGAACAACCUGGUCGAGGUGAUGGGGACAUGA
This is a messenger RNA of Symbiodinium necroappetens, 948 nucleotides long. The record is from the annotation of a GenBank genome assembly. NCBI's taxonomy places the organism in Eukaryota, Dinophyceae, Suessiales, Symbiodiniaceae.